This is a messenger RNA of Dermacentor silvarum, 8756 nucleotides long. It is a transcript of the gene Scgalpha, whose product is annotated as epsilon-sarcoglycan-like. Gene Ontology annotation, cellular component: sarcoglycan complex. The transcript has 10 exons. NCBI's taxonomy places the organism in Eukaryota, Metazoa, Arthropoda, Arachnida, Ixodida, Ixodidae. The coding region runs from base 992 to 2185 and encodes 397 amino acids. The record is from RefSeq and is a predicted model, not a curated record.
GCGUCGUAUAAUCCAUUGUGCUACGCGGUUCUUGGCAUUGCAACUUUACCGGCGCUAUGCAUGGCGCAGUGCCAGGGGAUGUAUCAGAUACUUUAAACGGUAAACCAAGCUGCAGCUGGUUUUCGUUGCAACAAAGUAUUUGCAGGUAUCAUGGCACGUGCGCAAGACAACAAAUCGGGUCCGAUACAGCGCUGAUGAAUAAUUGCCUUUGAAAAAUUAUUACGAUUUUUUUUAAUACUUAUUCUCGUCGGGUUGAAAUAAAUCGUUGCACAUUUUUACAGCAUGCGAGCGUCAUUCUUUUUCUAGAAGCCUGUUAUGAAAUUACACAAAUAUUAAGAAAACUGGGACUUCAGCGCGCCUGCUGCGCCUGCACUGUUAUAUAAUAUUAAUAUUCAUCUAUAAACUUCGUGCCCUCGUCCUAUCGCUUGUGUAGCCAUUCGCGACGCUCGAUGCGUAAAUCAAGAACUUGUGCUUCUGUGAGCUGCGGCCUGUGAAAAACCUCCGAGUGGACGAUUGGUACGGACUAGAGUGUCUAUGUUCUAGUACAUUCUAGUACGGACUAGAAUAGAGAUGUAGACAUUCAGUGGACCUUGCAUCUUGCAUUUAGUACGUACACACAUGUAGUUUUUUUAGGGGGGUACGGGUAGACUGGACAGAAACCAACAAGGCGUUGAUAGAAACGAAACUUUCUUCCGCUAAUAGGUGGGCACUAGGGGCCGCUAGUGUAGCUAGGAGCCCGAGCAGCACGAGAGCAAGUUUGAUGAGCGCUUGGUUUUGGAUGUUUGACUGAUCUUUCAUUUUGGUAUGUCUAAUGUGUUUCUAGCCUAUUGAACCUUAGUUCUGGCGUGCGAGAGCCUUGUUUUUUGGUACGAAGCUAAUCGAUUAGCCAUCGGUACGCAAAUCUGCAUAGCUAAGUACGGCGGAGCUGCUCCCAAGCCUCCGCGCAUCAGCAGUCCGUGUUACGGAGAGGAGAGGCGCAAGCUGUAGAACCAUGUCGCUACUGAAGGUGCUUGUUUCAGCGACGUUCUUGCUUAGCUUCAGCUGCUUCGGUGCGAAACUCCAAGAUUUCAGAAACCAAGUGCUGCAGACUACUGAAGUUUUUCAUUUUUAUAUCGAUAAAGGGAUGUUUGACGCAUCAAUAGAUAGCUAUGGGCGUACAGAAUUUAGAGCUGCCUUGUUAGGAAAGCCGGAUCUACCAAAGUGGAUGUUCCUACGGCAAACAGGCAAUUCAAAUAGGGCACUUUUGUACGGUUCGUAUCAAGACAACGGAGAACUCAAUAUUGAGGUCUUUGCCAUCAACAAGUACAACUACAAAACAUCUCUUCGUGUAAUUAGUCUUCAAGUGGAAAAAAGGCCGAGAGAAGCACUCUACGAGGUAGAGAUGAAGUUCUUAAAUCUUAAUAUUGAAGACCUCUUUGAGGGUGACUGGUUGUCUGACUUGGAAGAAAUUUUUCGAGAUCACUUAUGGAAAGAAAGCCCAGUAAUCUAUGUGACAAAAGUGGCUUCAGUGGUGGACAUUGGUGGCCGGGUACCUGUAAAUCCAAAGGACAAGGAAGGCAUAGUGGUACGCAUUGGAGGGACAACCAACUUUUCUCAGGAGCUGCGCACUCUAGAAGUUGAAGCCAAUCAACUGCGAAACAGGGUCUCUUGUCCACGUGACUACAAACGAACAUCUGCUGAGUACCGUUUCCGGAGUAGGAGCUUUCUGCCUGACUGGUGUGGAUUCCGACUAAUCACGCUGCCCGAGCAGCUAGAUGGUGAAGGAAUGAUGCAGCACCAAGACGCUGCCUUCUCACCCAUCCCACUGGAAGAGGACAGCUAUAAUCCACCCGACAUGGGCCACCUGCCCCGGAGGGACUUGCUGGCAGACUUUCUGCUCUCUCUACUGCUACCAGGUUUUGUCACAGCCAUGCUGCUCAGCACACUCACCUGCUUCAUGUGCUGCCAGCACGAAGAGGACGUCCCAAGUACGCAGGUGGAACAGCACAGCUCAAUUGAGCGCGCCACCAACGCCUUGCGCCAAAUGGCCACGAAGCGCAAUCUCUCAUCAGCAGCCUCAUCUCGAGUCCAUUCCCGUGCUGGCAGCCCCCUCGAUGCUUCACUUCCUCGGCCGUCUCGGCAAGGAACACUCAAGCUUCGGGCACUCCCACCGCCACCAUACUCUGCUGCCCAGAAUGACGCCUGAUUCUGGAGAUGAGCAUGGUAGGAACCUAAGACAACCUGGUUCAUACUCAUCCCCAGCUUGUCUUCUUUAGCCAAAGCCAUUAGCACACUUUUGAAGUUGAUCUUAGUUUUGACUCCACAUAGCUGUGUCUGUGGUACAAGUCCUUCAUUUGCCGUUUACACCUUGUGAGCUUCCAUGGCAAGAGGUAAAUACAUAGGUAUGUCCCAUUUCUUACCACUCCAACCUUUCUUGUGCUGAGUGUGUGUCACCUUUAGCAUACUGGUCCUUAAAGCUAUGUCAUAGCUUUUGUAUUUCUUUUAUCUGGCAAUUUAAGCCAACUGUUCAUUUUGUUUAAUGAAUGAUUUCCUUUUGGGAAAACGGUUGUGAAGUCAUGUGGGCCACAAAACCUGUAUGUUGUAAAAUCUGGCUUUUUGUGAAAGUAUGGGCAUUAUAUAUAUUUGUUGAAACCUGGGCUUAGUACUGAGCAUUGUUUAAUUACUGUGAACUCAUAGUGAGCGUCAAUAUUAUUUAUGGAUAAAGCCAGUUUCUCAUUAUGUCACUUGUUCACAAUUAUGUUAGCCCACACAUGAUAAAAAAAGGCUACUUUAAUGAAAACUUUCCUAUACUAAAUUUGAGUUUUUGUUUAAUUGAAUAAAAAUGAUGUACAAAUUACUGCAAUAUAUUUAGCACUUCACAGAAAGGAAACUGUGGAGCUGUCAGGAUAGUAUAUUUAUUGUGUACAGGCAUGACCGACGCACAGAACUCUCCAUGUGCUCCAUGUGUGUUUGUUGUCAUCAGCCUUGUAAUGUUAGUGUAGGGAGUGGACAUCGAAGUCACUAAGCAAUAUUUCAGUCCUCAUCGAUGGGACUCGCACUGUAUAGUUGUGAGAAAAAGAAAAGGAAGCUUGCUCUUUAGCUAUGGCCGCCACCACUCUUGAAUGACCAUUAUCAAGUUAAUAAUGUGGCAAAUGCCAUAAGAAGACCCCCUUCCCUCUCUCUAUCUCGCCCUUUUGUUUUCUGCUGCCCUUUGCUUCUGACACAAACAGCAAGACCAUUUAAUUGUUUGAAAACCUUUGUUCAUCCCUUGCACACAAAGGUAAAACAUCUGGCAGAACUCGGAUAACCUCCUAGUCAGUCAGUACCAAAACAUGGCAGAUCUUUUAGCCGGUAACAGCUGGAAAUUCACUGACAUUGCAUUCUGUUAAAUUCUAGAGCUGUGAAAUUGUGUGUCGGCCAGUGUCCUGCAGUUUCAGCUGGUUAUCAUUUAUUUAUUUAUUUAUUUAUUUAUUUAUUUAUUUAUUUAUUUAUUUAUUUAUUUAUUCAUUCAUUUUAUCUGUACAUGUGUGAAACGUAUGUUGGUAUGGUUGUUCCUUAAUUUUGUUCCUCAUUAUGUGUUUGGAUUGGUCUCUCAGCACACUAUGACUUCAGUAGGUGGGCAGUAAAAAAUGUUGACUAUAAAUGGUAGUGUUAUCAUUUAAUUUAUUUAGGCAACAAAGGCACACAGCUUAUAUUACUUACUUUGUGGUGCUCUUGGUGGUAAUUUUCUUUCUGAAAUGCUGAGAUAACAAAUUUCAUAUAAAAUUAAUACAGUCGAGUCCCGCUACAACGAAAUCCACGGGACAUGUGAAAAAUUUCAUUGUGGCGGAACUUAGUUGACGCGAAAUUAGUAUGUAUAUACAUACUGACGGCAAAGCCGCGAACGAAACCGAAACCAUCAUCCGGGAAAUCUUCGCGAUGGCGCGGAGGCAAAGAUUGAGAUGAGACAUACCGAAGGUGGUUAAUAAAGUGUCAACUUCACGAGAGAAUGCAUUUCGUGCGUCUGUUACAGCUUGUUUCGUAGAUUGCGGCCGACGGCUAACCCAACGCACAUACUCGGCUGAUCGCGAAACACUCAUUUUGCAGCACAUGCACCGCCGUAAUGAAGCCGUUUGAAUUAUCACAAUUUCACUGCAUAUUUAUGACAAAGUCAGUAAGCUUGGCAAUCUUACGCUUAGCGAAACUUUUAUUUCCAGAAGUCGGUCACCCUGGAUUUCUUAUGCUUCACGGCAAACAAACGCGUUACGUGAGUCUUACAGUCCGUUAAAAGAGCCAUCACAAUGUCAUUGUCGUAGGCUCUGAUAACUUUUUUGAGGAGGUCAAAAGGAUCCAUUACUUUCAAAGCAGUCGCCGGAGUCAGUGCACUGUCUUGCGGAUUGUCAUUUACGAGACGUUGCCAUCAUGUUGACAACAGCGGCUGCUGCCUGCAGCUUAGCCGCGCGGGUGCCAUAUCUUGAAAGCGAUCGUGACGUGCACAAAAUGCGCGCCCGCGCAGGCCUCAUCUUCAAAGUGAUCUGCGAUGUGGGCAAAGCGCAACUAGUGCCGGUAAUUGUAUGCGCUGUGCUUUCAACAUUCAGCUCGCAUUGAAGUGAGAGACGGCACGCAGAUCAAUUCGCUCGCUGCUAUUGCCGCGCCUCCUCACUCCAGCGUGUUGACAGAGUUUCCGCGGUCAUCGAGCGAGAUGUGUUCAUGUUUACCUGUGCGUGCGUGACAUCAUGCUUGGUAAUAAAGUAGGCGAAUGUUUACAAGAUUAUACGGCCGAUAAAACUACUAUCCUUAGUUCGUAUAGCUGUCUACUAAUCUGCUAUCGCAAUCGAUGCUUCGCCUUUCGGGCGAAGCUGGAAAAUUUUUUUCCUUCUGCUUUCUGCCUCGGCGAUCAUAUGUGUCUCCUCCCUCGAGAGAAAUUUAUGCUUCUUCGUUGGCGUAGCCAUUUCGACCGGACACACACCACAGAGAAAAUGGCAGCGAGUGUGGUGAUCCCGUGCAGUCUCGCACAGGCGCGUGAUAACCACGCGUGGCUAUGGAUUGCAGUGGCUCAAAUCAGUACUUUGACUUUGAUUGUGUUCGCGAAAACCUAAUUCAAGUGGACAUACGAUCGUCACAGCUUUGGAAGGGCCUUCUAAUUUGACUACUCGGCAGUUCCAAUUUCAGUUUAUUCCCAGUUUCGUUAUCGAAAAGUUUGUUGAAGCGGAAAUACCGAAUAAAACGCCUUCGUUAUGAAGAUACUUUUUUUUGGCAUGCUAUGGGCAGCUGACGGGAAAUCGGAAAAUCUUCGUUGUGGCAAAAAUUUCAUUGUAGCGGCAUUUGUUGUAGGGAGAUUCGACUGUAUAUAACUAGGGUUGCCAACCAUCCAGGAUUUUGUGGGGCUGUCUCAGCUCUUAUUCAGCAGUCCCUCGUCCUAACUUGACCUCGCCAGGACAGCCAGUUGUGUUGGUAAUACUCGAGUUGAAUAAUCUUGGACAGGUAGGGUGCACUACAUGCCCCUUGUGUGGCAUUCAUGUUGCUUGUAACUGCACAAACAUUGUAAGCUGUGCAGAGCCUUUUCAAUCUAUCUAUCCUUGCCAGCAGUCCUUUAGUGGAGAGAGUAUUCAUCAUUAAAUGUUUCCUGGAGAUGAUAAAAAUACAUGCUGAAAGGGAAUGUUGUAUGGCUUAGCCUAAGUUUCCUCCCACAUGGUCAUGGCCAAAACCACAUCGAGGGGCUUCCAUUUUCUUCACACAAUGCUAACCCAUGCGACAUACAAUGAAAACAAUGGAAAUUAAAUGUUGGAGUGGCUUUUAGCUGUGGCUUGGCAUGCUCAUGGUAGUACAUGUGAGCAAGUGAUGCACAUAACGUUAGUAUUUUACCUAGCACUUCCCAACUUUGUAGCACUCCAUCAAAGCCUGCAAGUGCAAUGGUUUUGCAUGGCUUCGAAGAUCGAAGUACACUGCUGUGAGAGCCGUCUGCACUAUGCUUGAUGCAACACAAUCAUGGAGUCCAUGAGUGGUGUAUUGCAGUCGUUAGUGGAAGAUCUUGUUCAACUGGAUUGCAAAAGCAGGGUUUGUUCUGCUGCAUAAAAUUUUCAGCAUCAAAUUUGUGGCUUGAGUAAACACUAGAUCACUCAUUGGCACUUGCAUAUAGAGGCCAUGAUAUGUGCACUACAGCACCGGAAACUCCCAAGAGGCCGUUCACGUUUAAUGAUGCCGUGCAUGGGAACCAGCUAUUGCACAAUUACAUUAAGAAGGAUUGUAUAUUGAAGUAUCAUGACCAGUAAGUAGCCAAGACAAGUACCACUUCAAACAAAAAACACCAAAAACAAGUUUAUUAAAGUGCAAAUUUUACCAGCUUAUUUUUCAUGCAUUCUCGUCCCAAGUUCUUUCCGAGGAGAGUUGGCAGUCCUAUGCAUAAGCGAUAUAUAUAUUAUGCAGUUGCUUGUCCCCUGCAGGUGCUUCUGGUGAGAAAUAUGCAAUCUGAAAAUGCAUUUGCACGUGGAGAGACAGAAAGGCUCCAACUGUUGCAUACAACUUGCCAGAGGAUGUCAACAAAGUAGGUGUGCCGAUGCUAGUCACAAUUAAAUUGUGUACUACGACUGUGUUUCAUUGGUUUCAUGCUUGAUUCAAGAAUUUGUUGCUCAAAGUUGUUAAGCAGUUUGCUCACUGCAUGACCUUACUACGAUUACUGGGACCUGAAAGGAGCAGAAACCCACGAAAUUUGUUGCUGUCAGCUGGCCGCCCCAAGUCAGGCGAGCACUCAGCUAUUCCUGCAGUUCCUCUUCCAAGUUUGAGAUGUCCUGCUGCAGCAGGCAUCAGUGGGGCACUGAGGGAGCCAUCACUGAAUGAGCUUGGAACAGCUCAGUGGAAGAAGAUAAGGAGAUUUCUACGUUUCUCGUCGUAAACUUGCUGUGACAUUAGGGUGCCUCAUUUUGCUGUUGCCUGUGGAUUUGUUACAGUGAUCAAUGUGGUAGUGCUUUUCUUUUGCUGGAUCGCGAUAAGAUGCAUAGCAUUGUAAAGUCUUAAAUCAAUAGUCUUCAAGUGAUAUUAGCAGUCAUUUUCAAUCUUUCACGAAAUGUUACCAACAGUACUUUCUAAAUAUAUAUAUAUAUAUAUAUAUAUAUAUAUAUAUAUAUAUAUAUAUAUAUAUACACAGACCGGUUGUUUCAGCGAACACUUUCAAAAAUUCUUAGAGGUAGCCUGUGGCAGAUAGCACAAUUCUAGUUCAUGAGCUGGUCUACUCGAAGAGGCGGACAUUACUUGCACAAGAAAUUGAAAUGCAUAAUUGACACAAAUUCACUAAUUAAGUUUUUAACUAAUUACCUGAUGGCCCAUAUUGCAAUUUACAAAUUGUAGCCAUGGAGUCCGCAAGGCGGAUCACUUGGAACGAAUUCUUGGGAUGACAUUUGUUCUUCAAUGCAUAAAGUGACGUUUUGUUAAGCAAGUAACUGGAACGCCAAUGCAUUUCUCCGCAAAGUGCGGGAAUUAAUAUCUCGAAACUGGUGUCAUCCUGAUAAUUCGUUCCAAGUGGAUUUGCCUUAAGAACUCCACGGCUACAAUUUGUAAAUUGCAAUAUGGGCCAUUAGGUAAUUAGUUAAAAACUUAAUUAGUCACUUUUUGUUAACUAGUCCAUUAGGCAUUACAAUUUUUGUGCAUGUCCGCCUCUUCGGGUAGACCAGCACAUUAACCAGAAAUGUGCUAUCUGCCGCAGGCAACCUUUAAAAAAUUUUGAAAGUGUUCGCUGAAACACCCUGUAUAUAUAGUAGUUGUGUUCAAUUUUCUUAUGUUGUUGCCACCAUCACGAUUGUCUGAAUUACAACUGCCUUUUUAUCAUUGUGCAUUUGCAUGGCAUUUCAGUCCAUUUUAUUUGAUUUUGUCAUUGCCUUGCAGUGAGUGAGAAGCAAAGCAUUGAUAUAGCAUUUGAACAUAGUUUUCCCCAUGUGCAUUAAGAAUGCCAGGAUGCAUUCAUUUUAUGCACUGUCCAUCCUCUGGCUUUCAGUGUUACUGAUGUGCUCGGUCCUUGCCAGGCUGCAAAAGAAAAGUGUGAUGUUCUAGAUGAUAUUGACUCCUUUGCCUUUCGUGUUGAGCUCCUAUGGUGCACGGCAAACAUUUUCCUAAACUGAGCUUUACAGGAGUAUCUUUGCAGCACACUUGCUGUAAGAUCCGUGACCAAAGUGAACCCAGACUUUGUUCUGUGAAGGACUGAAGGAAAGCUAGUUUCCCGUGAAUUAGCUGUAGCAAGUUUCAGUGGAAAUAAGUUAGUUUUAUAGGUUAGUAGAUGAUGUCUGGUGCAAUAGUCUGUGUGUGUCACCAGUACAGUAGCUAAACAGGAAUGGAAAUGAUACAGGACUUGCUUUAAAACUGUGUGGUUUCUUGCAACUUUUUUGAAGCUAGUAUGUCAUUACAACUUAAUUAUAUUGCAGCAAGUAAUUUCAGUUAGCCUCUUUGUGCUGUACCACACAGUUUACAGGAAAGUAAUCCUUUAAAAUAUUCAAAAUUAUUUACCCAUGCUGUGUGUUGUCUGAAUAUUGUCUAAAUUUAACAGCACAUACACUGUGAAGUUUUAUGGUUCAUUUAUAUGUUAAUAAAGAAUUAGCCAUGGACGCUAAAGAUGUCACUGUUCAAAAAAAAAAAAAAUGAAAUGUUAAAAGAGGCAGGCAUACAGCAUGGCUGAUGCUUGCCUCCACUCCUAGAAGCUAAAGGGCCACCUCUGGUUGAACAUGUAAGAAUUCAGGGGUUAGCAAGAAACUGUAUGCAGCACUUUGUACUGUUCUGGUUGUCAUGUAUCUUUUUUUUUUUUUUUUUACUUU